AUGCAUACAGAUUGGUUCUCCAAACUCGAUGUCGACGAAAAAUUUGUUUUCAUUUACAGAUUAAACGCAAUUGGAAAGCUUUUGAGCAAGCAGAAGUACCCAAUGAUCUUUGAAACAACGGGUGGCGCAGAGAACCUCAUCAGAACCGCUCUAAUGUUCUCACAAGGAGUUCUAAACUUCAAUGACACAAAAAUUGACAUAAUUUACGAAAUUUCAGCGAAAAUUUUGAAAAUUUGUCCGGAAAUUGUGUCGAAAUUCGCUCCAAAAGAGUUCACGGUCGCUGCCAACACAAGGAGCCCGUCCUCUAUACUCUUCUUCGCAGAGGCUUGCUCUCAGAACUCCGAAAUCCCGGCAGAAAUCGAAGAAAUACCAAAUAUAAUAAGAGAAUUGGUUAUUGAUGAAAAGUGCCAAAUUUCGGAGUCUCAUUCAAAUAUUUCUGAGAGUGUAUUGAAAAUUUUGAUGAGUCUUCAGAAUUUUGCAGAUAUCAUCGGUAUAUUAUGUAAUUUGUGCGAACCAGCAUUUGCAAUGCAAAUUGUUACUUUUCCACAGCUAGUUGUCAAAAUUUCUCUGCAAAUUCCAAGUCAAUACAGAAAUCAAAUAUUAGAAACGUUUAUUGAAGCAUUUCUUAAGAGAUUCAACUUCCCUGCAAGCUUAUCUGAUAGGAUAUCAUUCAAAGCUCCAACAAAUGAGUUCGCAAAUGCUGUUUUUGCUGCAUUUACUGAGAUUUUCCCUAAAAUUGAAGAAGUUCCUUAUCACGAGGAAAUAUUCCACAUCCUCAUUAACAAUGUACUCCUUAAUAGGUCAGUUUAUUACGAACCAUCUCUGGAAUUGAUGAAUUUGAUUAUGGCGAUGUUAGAUCGUUUUACAGACCUUGUUGCCAAGUCUUAUGACAUUCUUAAGGCAGCUAAGACUGACAAUAGCGAUGGAGUUCUCAUGAAAUUGAAUUCUUUCGUUGAAAAGAAAAUUUUAUCAGAAAAAUCAAUUUCUUCGAACGUUGCUUAUGAAUUAUAUCAGAAUGUUAAGUUCAUAAACUUAGUUCUUAGCGAUGUUUUCUCUGAAAAUACUUGGGAAUUCGAAUUACAAAAAUUAUAUUCAAAUCUUUUAAUUUUCCCAGCUGAAACCGUCUCUUCUAAGAAGUUUGAUGAACUUUUUAACUGUUCUUCUUUGAAAGAAGUCAUUUCGAAGUUUUCUUCCUUAGAUUAUUUAUCAAAUUCGAAAUUUGAUGAAAAUAUCAUUUAUUCAAGAGAAGAAUUAAUACUAUCCUUGACAAAUAAGCCAAUUUUACAAGGAAAUGUUUAUCCUUCGUUGGUUUCUUCGAUGAAUUUUAUUUCUAAAACAAUUUUGAAGAAUGUUACAGAAAACAUGGUCUAUACAUCAAUUCUAUCAAGAAUGGAAGAUGAAUUAUCCAAUCCAAGCUUCUGUCUCGAUAGAUUUUUUGAGAUAAUUUCAGAAGUCCAAAAUGACGCUGUCAGAUUGCAUACGAUUUCAUCAAGAAUACAAUCUGUAUUCGAAACAUCGUCCGAAAUCACGAACAGCUUCAUUAAAAACUAUGAUCACUUCAAAUAUCUCUUGGAUGACCGCGAAAUCGUCAGAAAAGAGUAUGCAACUGUUCUUAUAACUGCAUGUCGCUGCAAUCCUUCUCAAAACAUCUUAAAUGACCUUUUAGAGAAGAUUAAUCCUGAUUUAUGCCAAAGUUGGGCCAAAUUAGAUUCAAUUUUCAUCGUAGCCAGUUCACUAUGUCCGAAAAGUGAAGAAUUUUCAGUUGCUGAGAGAUUAUCCCAAUUUGUAACGAUAGAUCUCGAAAACUACACAACGCAACAUGAAAACGAAGACAUAUAUGUUGAUAUUGACCACACAGGACUGUUUAAUCUCCUUUCCAGGAUAGAUUUUGAAGAAAUUCCAACAUUUAUUUCGGCAUUUCUCCAAAUUAUCAUGUUCAAUGAGAUGUUUAAGUCCAAGAAGCAUCUCCAGUCGUUUAUCAGGUUCAUUUCGAAGACAAUUUUCGAUAAUAAAAUUUUACAAGAAGAAUUAUUCGGAAAUUUGAACAAAGAAGGCCAAAUUGUCUCUCCGUCAGUUGCCAGCCAAUUAUUCGUCGUAAAUCUCGCAAUAAACGACGGAAACAAAGAAAGACGAAAUAAGCAGUUUGUUUCCUUCUUUUCUAAGCAUUGCAGUGACGAUUACUCGGUGAACUUUGUGUAUGAGUUCUCAAUUGAUGCUCCUGCCGCUGGAGAUUUGAUUUUCGAAGGAUUCUUCGGAAAUUUGGGUCUCUGGAUAGAAACGUGGUUGUUUUCCUGGUACGAGAACGUGAGACAGCAAUUCUGCAGCAUGAUUUGGUCGAUCAUUGACAAAAUUUCCGUAGAUGAAAAAAUUGUAAUUUUGAAUUCGAUUUUUGAAGUACUUUUACGGAUGAUUUCCUCCUUAGAGAAGAUACCGCGCAGGAAUUACAUAGAUAUAGAGAACAGAAACACGAAAAUCAACAUGCCGGACGGAGAUUUUUACAAAUUCUUCAGAUCUGUCAUGUCUUCAGGGUUUUUGAACAACGAACUGCUUAAGAACUCUAACCAGUUGUACAAAUACGUGCUAGAAUUCCAAAAUAUCGAUUCUCCGACUUCUAUUCCUCGAAUCCACCUUUUAUUCUUCAUUUUCAAAGCUAUUUCACCAGACAAAGGCCCUCAACUGUUCCUUGGCUUCGAUUAUCCGAAAUUCCUUUCCUCUCUUUCGAAUUUUGAUUUCGAAAAUCCCCUGAUUUCUCCUGAGCUUUCCAUCCUGUACAACAUCAUAAUAAGGACCCCGCGUAGUCUAAUCCCUGUUUUCUAUGCUUCCAGUGUGUUUAGGAGAUCUUUACCGUACAUUUUCAAUAAUCAUUUCGAAUUCGCCAAUGAAUUCUAUUAG
This is a messenger RNA of Trichomonas vaginalis G3, 2892 nucleotides long. RefSeq names its product ubiquitinyl hydrolase protein. Bases 1 to 2892 code for a protein of 963 amino acids. The transcript has a single exon. NCBI's taxonomy places the organism in Eukaryota, Parabasalia, Trichomonadida, Trichomonadidae. The record is from RefSeq and is a predicted model, not a curated record.